CAGCUGCUCACGUCUGCUGGCCGGCCCCAAGAGGGCGGCCCCCCGAAGAGGACCCUGCACUUCCGCGCGGGAGGCUGGCAGCGAUUGGCCAGGCCUGGCGGCAAGAUGGCGGCCAACGCCACCACCAACCCGUCGCAGCUCCUGCCACUCGAACUUGUGGAUAAAUGUAUAGGCUCUCGCAUUCAUAUCGUGAUGAAGAGUGAUAAAGAAAUUGUUGGAACGCUUCUAGGAUUUGAUGAUUUUGUCAAUAUGGUGUUAGAAGAUGUUACAGAAUUUGAGAUUACACCUGAGGGUAGAAGAAUCACGAAACUAGACCAGAUUUUGCUAAAUGGAAAUAACAUAACAAUGCUGGUUCCUGGAGGAGAAGGACCUGAAGUAUAAAUUUAAUACAGUUGUCAUCUAUGAAGACAUGUUAUGUAUAAUCUAAAUAGAGCUUUUUGGGGGUAUGGGUGAUUUUUUUUUAUUUGCAUCACUUGACAUUUGAUAAAAGACAAAUAUUUCCUCUUCAGGAAAGGUGCGUUGCUAAUGCUGACUUUGUAAGUUGAAAUCAUGACUUUCUUGUAAAAGACGUACUAAUUUGUUCUGAAUAAAAGGCUUUUUUUUUGUUAAGUAUUGUAUUUUGUUAUCAAAGUGCAUGACUUUGAGAAUUAUUUUUCAAAAUUGUGUCAGUUGCUGUCAGCCUUUAGUUUUUCUGUAUCUGUUGCAUUCAUUUGUGGCACAAGCCUAUGUAAAACACAGGUGUCGCGCUUCAUUGGAGUACAGGCCAAAAAAUCUUGUUUCAACCCUGCUUCAGGUUGUGUCUCCAGAAACCAUGUGGCAGAAUGCUGUAGAACUGUGGGAACUAUUGCGAAGUGGAUGUGUCUAUUUGAUACUCAGCAGACUUUGGUUUUGCUGUCUUUGAGGUUCAGCAGUCUUGGCCUUCCUUGGCUUGGUAGAUGUUCUUCCUUAACGGCACUGUAAUGGCCUUUGGCAAAUAAGAACAGACAGGCCAGAUUUAAUGUUCAGGAAAAAAAGACUGCUAAAACUUUUUUAUUCGUGGCAGUGGAGACUUCAUCUUCACCACUAAGUGGUGCUGUGUAUGCUUAAUUAAACUAGGAGCUGCCCAUGCCUGCUUGCGUAGUUCAGAGUAGUCAUUUUAGAGUAAAGUCUUGGUUGAUUCUGUUCACCUGCGAUCUAAACAUUGACAGAUAUUGGGGGUAACUACAACUUCAUGAGAAUUUCUAUAAAGUAAGGCAAUGAUGUAUUUGUUUUACCACUAGGGUGGAGAAUCUGAUUCUAAAUAAUGUUCAGUGCAGCUUAUACUUUCAUAAUACACUAUUCAACUGAUUCCUAUGUUUAAAUCUCUUUGGAGGAGAAUUGCUGGUGCCUGCUGUUGAAAUAGUAGGGUAUAACAUACGUAGAGUAUGAACCUCCCAGAGGCAGGAAGUGCAUUGCUUUCCCAUCACAAGAAGUGUAAAGAAGAGUUGAAGGAAGGGGUUCAGGAGCAGGAGGUGGCAAAAUCCUUUUGCCUUGCUUUAUAUGACAGUAAAACUGCCUUCUGAAAGCUGAAUCUUAGCUUGAAAUACAUUUAACUUUUUGCAUUAGCCUUUUAAGGGGGAAAGAGGCUCUCCCUUCAUCCAGGGAACAUGCUACAUUCAGACCCACUUGCUCUGAACACAUGAUCUGCUGUUGUCACCAGUGAAUCUAGACAUUGUAAUCUAUACCAGUGACUCCCUGGUUUUUCGUUUCUGUUCCCACUUCUUCCUCCAGCCUUUUUAAAAUAUAUAAAUAAAACAUCUUUUAAAAAACAAAC
This is a messenger RNA of Cygnus atratus (black swan), 1792 nucleotides long. RefSeq names its product LSM5 homolog, U6 small nuclear RNA and mRNA degradation associated (gene LSM5). The transcript is spliced from 5 exons. Gene Ontology annotation, molecular function: RNA binding. The coding region runs from base 106 to 381 and encodes 91 amino acids. Lineage: Eukaryota; Metazoa; Chordata; Aves; Anseriformes; Anatidae. The record is from RefSeq and is a predicted model, not a curated record. Gene Ontology annotation, cellular component: U4/U6 x U5 tri-snRNP complex; U6 snRNP; Lsm1-7-Pat1 complex. Gene Ontology annotation, biological process: mRNA splicing, via spliceosome.